Messenger RNA from Durusdinium trenchii, 1929 nucleotides. The record is from the annotation of a GenBank genome assembly. NCBI's taxonomy places the organism in Eukaryota, Dinophyceae, Suessiales, Symbiodiniaceae.
AACGAUUGACAGCCUAGAUCUUGGCAUGUCACAAGGCCGCAUGUACGCUCUCCUGAAGCGACAAUCUUCUGGCCCUUCAGGCCAGUUCAUCUCGCUAAAUACUCAAAUCAUACAAAGCUCAGGCACUUGAGUCUGAGCAGGGCCUAAAUGCCGAAGAAAGCCAUAGAGUUCUUGUCAUGUCACAGCCUGUGGCACUGCAGCCCGGUGGCCAUGCCUUGUGAGAACGGAUGUUGGCAUGCGUCCACAUGAAACACGUCGUUCCUGGACGUUUCUUGGCUUCGCGUCCAUUCUGGCACCUGCAUGUGUCCAGGUGUGGCACUCUGUUGCUGGAAAUCCUGUUGGUUGCAGCGGUCGGGUUGGGCCCAAGACAAGGCCUUUUUCAACGAUUGCUGGCUGACUGAUUGCCUGUUUCGGGCUUUGGUUUCCUGUUUCGGAGUUCAGUGCUGGCAGCCCAGAGUGGCGACCAAGUGCAGCAGCGGCUGCAGGCUUCCCUUUGUCCUUAAGCCGAAGAAGCGCUUCGUGGCUUUUCGUGUUGGCAACUGGCUUUGCUUGCUUCAUCCAUGGGGGUUGAACGUGACGCUGAAUGAUGUGGAUGGGCAACCCUUGUUCGAGGCUGAGGAAGGAACUGCUGUUCAGUGGGUGCCACCUCGCGGAAGCCUUGGCUCUUGCGCACCCACCAAAGCUUGGCAGCGAAGAGCCUUGUCACUGGAGUCGGUGUAUCUCACGGAGCUUCGUGCUUGGGCUGCGCGUGAUGAGCGCCAAGCACCUCAAAGAUCCGCACUGCCGCGGGCUGAUCGUUUCAAUCGAAGAGACAAAACUCAAGGUUGGCCUCGUGCACUGCGUGCAGCUAAGACGAAGCAUCGCCUGAAUGCGCUUGUCGUGGAGGCAGCAUCUUCCUGCAAAUGUGGGUCCGACAUUGCCCUGAUCCUGGAUGGCUGCGAGGGAAACACCUGCCGAGCCCUGCAGCAGCGGAAGAUCCGUUCCCUGGCGCCCAACGUGGCACCAUUGACACAGAAAGCCUUGGAGGAGUGGUGUACCAGUUGGUGCGGCCGCAUUGAGGACUUUCUGCGGUUGGAUCUUUCAAGCCUUGGCGCGGUGCGGCUACUGUACUUGGAUCACACAGGGAGCUUUGCAUCCCGCGCCAGCCAUAUUGAGGCCGCAUUCAAGUCGGGCAUUUUGAAGCCAGGGUCUGUUUUGGCUUGCACCUUCUCUAUGCGCUACUCACCUGUGGAGGACUUGGCAAGUCGCAGGUGGCUCCCGCGUCACUGGAGCCGUGCUGGUGCGCUGUUCGCCUUGGUCACAGCUGUCGAUGGCUGCGCUCGAGCUGUUGGGUUGGAGGUCAUGGGCAUUGACCUUCCAGGACUAAAUGACUAUGACCUGUUUGACUCGAAGCAAGUGCAGGCCAGCACCCAUGAAAUGUCAGCAACAGACUGGGCGGCUGCGGCUUUAGAAAGAGAUGACGUUUUGUCUUUGGCCGAAGCGAUGUGCCUUUGGGUCAAGGAGAAUAGAAGUGAUGGACUGGAUUGGCUACGUGCUGCAGUGGCUCCUGCGGCCUUUCGGGUGCGUGAUGCUUGCGGAGGGCAAGUUUUGGGCUGUGCUUGGCGCGGUGGUGGCGGUGAUCGUGGCAGCCCGCAUUGCUUGCUUGGUGGCGCUGCAGAGGUGAAGGACAAGGACCUUGCAGCUUUGCGCCGUGCAGCCGCCCGGCUGCGCUGUGGCACGGCCUACCGGCCCUGCUUUGGCGACGGUUGGGAGGUGUCCAAAGCAGACGCUCCCGGAACUCGUGCUUUUCACCGUAGCACCAUGGUCUAUCCGGAGGAGAUGAUGUUCUUCAUGGUGAAGGAUGUGCAUGAUGGAUACAUGUUGCUGCCAUUUCGAGCUUUUGAUGUAAGACUAGUGACUAGUGCUCACCUUUGGAUGGAGAAGGCGUAG